Naegleria fowleri is the source of this 522-nucleotide messenger RNA. RefSeq lists its product as uncharacterized. The transcript has a single exon. NCBI's taxonomy places the organism in Eukaryota, Heterolobosea, Eutetramitea, Acrasida, Naegleriidae. The record is from RefSeq and is a predicted model, not a curated record. The coding region runs from base 1 to 522 and encodes 173 amino acids.
AUGAAAAUCCGAGAUACACUCCUCAAAACCAUUUCAAAUACAUCGGAUGAAGCCUAUGAUCGACUCUUCAAUCCCAAACAUGUCCAUUCUCGUCCCCUCCAUUCUCGUCCCUUUCCCCUCCAUACUCGUGUGUGGUAUCUGGUGGUGAGUGUGUCGUAUCUGAGUGCUGUGUUUGGUCUAUUGGAACAUGUGAAUCGAAUUGAAAUGGCAGUGGAUCGAGAAAUGUCAUCCAUGACGGCACACUAUGAGAGACUCAUGUUGAAUCAACAAGGAAUAUUUGGAUCUAAAUUUGAUUUGGAACAAUACAUUCAAUCACACGCCAAUCAAUAUGGUGUGGAAUGGAAUGCUACGAAAGCAAACAUGUACAAGACGAAUCGAAGACAAUACAUUGAGACAUUGGAAGAGUUGGAACAAGUGAAAAGAGAUUUGAGAUCCAUGAUGACAAAGAUUCACUCGGACAACAAGAAUAGUAGUAUUAAUAGUAGUAUUAAUAGUAGUAGUGAUAAUAAUAGUAGACCAUAG